UUCUCACUGCAACAGCUUAAGCCUCCUAUCAAUCUCGUCAUGAACUUCAACAAGAUCUUCGUCUUCGUGGCUCUCAUCUUGGCCAUAAGCCUGGGAAGUUCGGAGGCUGGUUGGCUCAGGAAGCUGGGAAAGAAAAUCGAGCGCAUUGGCCAACAUACUCGAGAUGCCACAAUCCAGGUCCUCGGAAUCGCCCAACAAGCCGCCAAUGUGGCAGCCACCGCUCGAGGUUGAAAUCAAGUCUGGAACUUUCUCAAAUUGCUCAUUUCUGUAAUUUAUUAUUAAUUCAAUCUAAGUCAUUAGAACAAUUAACCUAAGGAACAAAAACAUUUA
Drosophila santomea is the source of this 330-nucleotide messenger RNA. RefSeq names its product cecropin-B. Lineage: Eukaryota; Metazoa; Arthropoda; Insecta; Diptera; Drosophilidae. The record is from RefSeq and is a predicted model, not a curated record. Gene Ontology annotation, biological process: defense response to Gram-negative bacterium; defense response to Gram-positive bacterium; antibacterial humoral response. The transcript is spliced from 2 exons. Gene Ontology annotation, cellular component: extracellular region. The coding region runs from base 40 to 231 and encodes 63 amino acids.